Dermacentor andersoni is the source of this 1147-nucleotide messenger RNA. The record is from RefSeq and is a predicted model, not a curated record. Lineage: Eukaryota; Metazoa; Arthropoda; Arachnida; Ixodida; Ixodidae.
UCGGUUGCGAGGGAAAAGAAGCUGUGCAGUAGGUGUGGCUACCAGAUGCAUCUUGGUGGAAAUUGUCCAGCGAGAGGAAAGAAUUGCAGGAAGUGCGGUGCACAGAACCAUUUUGCCCAGGUUUGCAAAUCAGUCGGCGCCACGCAUAACGCCAGCCGUCCAGGAAAAGAGCUACGGGAGGUACGGGCCGAGACAGACGAUUUUUUUUCUUGCGGGGCUAGCGAUAAACUCGCUUGAAGUUGAUAAAUGGACAGCAACAGUUUACAUCGAAGGCCAACCUGUCACGUGCAAACUGGACACAGGAGCGAACUGUUGCGUUAUCUCCAAAAACGAGCUGGAAAGGUUACCUGCUAAGCCAAAGGAAGCCUGCAAGGUGACUCUAACAGCGUUCUUUGGUCACAGGACUACGGCACAAGCAAAAGUCAAGCUUCUGCUUUACGCUAACAACAAAAAAUGCGAAGAACAAUUUUUCGUCGUCGAGCACGAUGUUCCAGUCACGCUCAGCGGGGCAGUCGCAGAACGCCUGGGGUUUAUAUACCGCAUACAGAAAGUCUCCAGUGAAGAACUAUAUCGCCCAGCCCAACCUUUCGCAGAUGUUUUCAGCGGGCUAGGACAACUGAAAGGCGUGGAGUACUCGAUGAAGCUGAAACCCGGCAGCGCGGGAACCGUCGUGCCUGCUAGGAGGGUCCCCAUCGCCCUGCAAGACAAAGUUCUGGCAGAACUGCAGCGCAUGGAGCAGCAGGGCGUCAUUACAAAGGCGGAGGUUCGCUACUUGGGACACAUCCUCACUACGCAAGGCCUGCGCAUCGACCCGGAGCGUGUUCAGGACAUUCUGGAAAUACCCGAGCCUAAGACCAAGACGGCGUGGCCGGAGCACAAGCAUGGUGUCCCAGAGCCGGGAAGGCCAUACUGGACCUACAGGGAAGAAGUUCACGCACAAGAUGGGCUAGUCUUCCGAAGCAACAAGGUAAUUAUACCGAAAUCGAAACGGGCAGAGAUCAUGCAGCUCCUCCACGCAGCGCAUGCUGGAGCAGAUAAGAUGAAAGCGAGGGCCAGCAGUGUAAUGUUUUGGCCAAAUAUGUCCGCAGAUAUUCAACAGUUUUGCAAGACCUGCAAGGUAUGCCAAAUGCACCAGCCACGAAACUAG